Messenger RNA from Haliaeetus leucocephalus (bald eagle), 961 nucleotides. It is a transcript of the gene SBK2, whose product is annotated as SH3 domain binding kinase family, member 2. The transcript is spliced from 3 exons. Gene Ontology annotation, molecular function: protein serine/threonine kinase activity; ATP binding. The record is from RefSeq and is a predicted model, not a curated record. Gene Ontology annotation, biological process: peptidyl-serine phosphorylation; peptidyl-threonine phosphorylation. NCBI's taxonomy places the organism in Eukaryota, Metazoa, Chordata, Aves, Accipitriformes, Accipitridae. The coding region runs from base 2 to 961 and encodes 319 amino acids.
AAUGGCCGAGAGCUCAGCUGCGGCUGUGGCAGCGGCGGGGACAGCGGCACCCACUGUGCUAGAUGAGCUCCUGGAGAUCACAGCUCAGAGCCUGGUGCGCACCGAGGUGGCCGAGCACUAUGAGGUUAUUCGGGAGCUGGGCAGGGGCAAGUAUGGCCACGUGAUGCUCGUGACCCACAGGCAGAGAGGGACUCCUAUGGCUCUCAAGCUGCUACCCAAAGCCAGUACCAAGCUGCACACCUUCCUGUAUGAGUAUUGCGUGGCGCUCUCCCUCGCCACCCACCCUGCCAUCAUCGGCAUGUUUGGCAUUGCCAUCGAGUCCAGCCAGUACUAUGGCUUCCUCUACGAACCAGCACUGCACAAAGACCUCAUCUCCAUCAUCAAACCCCGGGAUGGGAUCCCCGAGCCGGCCGCGAAGCAGUGUGCCAAGCAGCUGGUGAGCGCGCUGGAGUUCAUCCACAGCCGUGGCCUCGUGUACCGUGACGUCAAGCCAGAGAACGUGCUGCUUUUCGAUCCCGAGUGCCGGCGCAUCAAGCUGACUGACUUCGGGCUUACGCGGCCCAAGGGUACCAAGCUCAAGCUGGUGGCCGGGGUGAUCCCCUACACCGCGCCCGAGCUCAGCAACACCGCCGAUGCUCAGGGGGUGCCCAUCGACACCAGCCUGGACGCCUGGGCCUUCGGCGUGCUGCUUUUCUGCCUGCUGACCGGCUACUUCCCCUGGGAGCAGAGCCUGCCGGACGACCCUUUCUUUGAGGACUUCAUGCUGUGGCAGGAGACGGGCCUGGACGAGGACCUGCCCCGCCACUGGAAACGCCUGACGGCCGAGGCGGCCCUGAUGCUGCGGAGCCUGCUGGCCCUCGACCCGGCCGAGCGCGGCCCCGUCGGCGGAGCCCUGCGCUACGUCGACCGCCCUUGGCGGCUGGAGGACGGGGCCGGCGAGGGGGCUGCGGCCGAGCCCUAG